AUGGUUUACACAAUUGCUGAAAGGGUAGAAAUAGUAACUCUUCAUUUCAGAAAUGGCGAGAAUGCUCAUCUUACUGCAAAUUUAUUUAAUCAACGUUAUCCAAACAAACAUUGUAAUGCAAAAUACAUUCUAGAGUUGGUUCAAAAGUUUAAGUUAACGGGUUCUGUGGCUAACAAAAAACGCACUCCCGGACGUGAACUUCCAGAACUCUUGACUGAACGAAAAAAUGCUGUGACCGAGAACAGUAAAAGUGUAGAAAAUUUAUUGAAUAAUUUGAAACAAAAAGAUAUUUAUAUCCAAGAUUUACAAUCAAAAUUGGAAGAACUUGAAAAAUGCUUAAAGAAAGAAGAGAAUAUUAAAGAAAAGGAUUUAAUUCAGUCGAAAGUUGAUAUUACGGAAUUGAUGAACAAAAAGGAAGAAUUGGCAUCUGAUAACGAAAAAUUAAAGUUGGAGCAUUCUAAAAUUAAAGAGAAGCUUGAUGCUGUUUUAAGACAAAAAGAUAAUGAAAUAGAAAGACUUAAUGAACUUUGUGAAAAAUUACAACACAAAACUGAAGAAUUAGAAUUUGAAAUUGAUGAAAAAAUGGGAGAAUUGCAUGAAUGCGAAAAGGAAAGAGACAGUUUAAAAGAACAGUUUUCUUUGCAGAAAGAGAAAGCAAUAGACAUUGUAAAUUAUGAAAAAGAAAUUGAAUUGGUGAAAGAGCAGUUUGAAAAUAUAAAAUUGGAAUUAGAAAAUACAAAAUUAGCGAAUAAUACUUUACAAAAUGCGAUUACAGAAAAAGAUAAUUUGUUGGAAAUCGUUAAUAAAAGGCAUAUAGAAUUGCAGAAUGAAUAUAUUAAAAGUCAACAUAGUUUAACUGAAAAAGAUAAAUUAUUCUGUGAACUUAAAACAAAACUAGAAGAAAUGACAUCCGAUUUCAGUAAAAUAAAAAAGAUAAAACAGUUUGAAAGUGAUGAACUAGGAAGUAGUACUCUUCAGAAAUUAGAUCAACUUCAUAAAGAAGAACUUUCAGAUUUAAGGGCAACAACUCGUGCCAACCAAUCGAAUCUGGAAAAUUAUGUUGCAAAAUUAAAGAAGCAGCAUAUAACACAAAAACAAUCAGAUUCCAAAGACUCAAGUACAAAUACAUCUGAAAAUGAAGGAAAGAAGGUAUAG
Centruroides sculpturatus (bark scorpion) is the source of this 1155-nucleotide messenger RNA. RefSeq names its product coiled-coil domain-containing protein 91-like. The transcript has 4 exons. Lineage: Eukaryota; Metazoa; Arthropoda; Arachnida; Scorpiones; Buthidae. The coding region runs from base 1 to 1155 and encodes 384 amino acids. The record is from RefSeq and is a predicted model, not a curated record.